Messenger RNA from Erpetoichthys calabaricus (reedfish), 5427 nucleotides. Its product is annotated as frizzled-6. NCBI's taxonomy places the organism in Eukaryota, Metazoa, Chordata, Cladistia, Polypteriformes, Polypteridae. Gene Ontology annotation, cellular component: plasma membrane. The coding region runs from base 298 to 2448 and encodes 716 amino acids. The record is from RefSeq and is a predicted model, not a curated record. Gene Ontology annotation, molecular function: Wnt-protein binding; Wnt receptor activity. Gene Ontology annotation, biological process: non-canonical Wnt signaling pathway; canonical Wnt signaling pathway. The transcript has 7 exons.
UUAGACCACACGAAUAGAUGGGAGGAGCACUGGAGUCCCGAUCAAGGAAGCAGUUGAUCCGAACGGCAGGGAACAACAUCAGAUCGGGAAGGUUUCGAAUCAUCUCCUCAGCAGACUUUUGCGCCCCGGUUUUAGGCCUGAAUGGGACUGUGCCUGAAUUCUGAGAAAUAAUGUAUUGAGACCAGAAUGAUUUUAAGAAGAAAAGAAUUUGGAUGAGCUUCGUUAAUUAAAGAGAACGAGAACCUAAUACAUGCAACCUUUUUUGGAAGUGAGCCCAAAAUCCUGUUUUAUGCAGCAAUGCAAAAUUUGGAAGACAACAUGUUAAGACUGGGACUUGUAGUGACUCUUAUUGAAGUCAUUUCUCUGCCUGUAAUACAUGGGCACAGCUCUUUUACCUGUGAGCCGAUCAAAGUUCUUUACUGUCUUACUGUUCACUAUAACAUGACAUAUUUUCCCAAUAUAAUGGAACACUAUGAUCAAGAUAUUGCUGCCAGCAAAAUGGAGCCUUUUGCUCCACUUAUCAAACUACAGUGCUCUCCCGAUGUACAAACCUUCCUGUGUCAGGCAUUCCUUCCUGAGUGUACAGAACAUGUAAGAGUGAUCCACCCCUGUCAAGGCCUGUGUGAACGUGUGCACUUUGACUGUAAACAGUUGAUAGAAACAUUUGGAAUUGCCUGGCCUCCUGAGCUUCAGUGUGAGAGACUGGAAAAAUGUGUGGAUCCACAGUUGGCCUCGUCUGCCCCAUCUACUAAACUUCUCAUCACCCAGAUGCCUUCUCGGUCUGUGCAGAGAGAAUAUGGAUUCUGGUGCCCUAGACAGUUAAAGACAUUGUCAUCUACUUUUCUGAGUGCAAGUGAUUGUGCACCACCCUGCCCUAAUAUGUUCAUUAAGGCUGAGGAUGUAGAGUUUGCCAAAACUUUGAUUGGAAUUUUUUCCAUCAUCUGCCUAUGUGCCACCUUGUUUACUUUUUUCACUUUCCUGAUUAAUGUCCAAAGAUUUCGUUACCCAGAGAGACCCAUUAUCUUCUAUGCAGUAUGCUAUAGUUUUGUAUCAUUAAUGUAUUUUAUUGGUUUCCUCUUAGGUAACAAUAUCUCAUGCAACAGGGCAAGUGAAAAAAUAGGCAACAUGGAGACAGUAGUCCUUGGUUCACAGAAUAAGGCCUGCACUAUUCUUUUCAUGCUACUUUACUUCUUCUCCACAGCAGGGACAGUUUGGUGGGUUAUCUUAACUAUCACCUGGUUUUUAGCAGCAGGCCCCAAAUGGAGCUGUGAAGCUAUUGAGAAAAAAGCAUUGUGGUUUCAUUCUAUUGCAUGGGGUAUACCUGGCGUGCUGACUGUCAUGCUUUUGGCCAUGAACAAAGUGGAAGGUGACAACAUUAGUGGAGUAUGCUUUGUGGGCUUAUAUGACUUGGAUUCCUUGCGCUAUUUUGUCCUAGCCCCUUUGUGCAUCAGUGUUGUGUUGGGACUCUCCAUGCUCCUAGCUGGCAUCAUUUCACUUAAUCAUGUACGGCAGGUCAUCCAGCAUGAUGAAAGAAAUCAGGAAAAGCUGAAGAAAUUUAUGAUUCGCAUUGGAAUCUUCAGUGGCCUUUAUUUACUUCCUCUGGUUAUUCUUUUGGGUUGCUACUUUUAUGAACAAGGCUAUCGAUCAACUUGGGAAACUACUUGGAUCUACGAUCAUUGCAAAGACUACCAUAUACCCUGCCCUUACCAGGUAAAGAAUUUAACAAGGCCUGAUUUGUCCUUUUUCUUGGUGAAGUAUUUCAUGACACUGAUUGUUGGCAUCUCUGCAGUCUUCUGGGUCAGCAAUAAGAAGACCUGUACAGAAUGGGCAUUUUUCUUCAACAAAACCCGCAAAAGAGAUCCUAUCACUGAAAGCCGGAGAGUGCUACAAGAGUCAUGUGAGUUUUUCCUGAAGCAAAAUUCAAGAGUGCAACAUAAGAAGAAGUACUAUAAGUCAAACUCUCAUAAAUUAAAGGUCAUCUCCAAAUCAAUGGGGACCAACACUGGGGCUAGUGCCAACCAUGGCACAUCAACAGUGGGCAUUGCUAAUCAAGACACUCUUGCUCAGACCACUUUUUCUGAAGUUGGGACUACCCCAGAUGCUUCUGGAAGGGUGCCAUUGGAACAGGGAGAAUGUGUUAAAAUGUACCCUCUUUUACCAAAAUCUGGGGAUCGAGAAGCCACUGGCCAGACCAAGCCUACACGUGUUUUAUCUGUAGAUAUGGACAGAAGAAAUAAAGCUGGGAGUUCUGGCAAAAUGAGCAACUUAUCAGAGAGUCUUCAACGAGUUCCCGAUGGAAGGCUGACCCCCCAAAGUGAUUUUACAGAAGGUCGACCCAUCUACACAGGACAAGGGUAUCUUGGAUCUAGUAUCAAGGGAUCUACAACAUUGCCAGUGUAUGUGUUGUCAGAUGACAGAAAUAUGGAUAAGAGCUGCUCAAAUGCCUGAACACUUCAAUGAAUGAGCAGCCUGCAACCAAGUUUAUUUGACUUUGUAAAUAAUUGACAUUUGUGGCUGAGCAGAGACUUACAGCUGGCCUUUGACGGAUAGAUUAGUACCUAGAUUAGCAGGAUGUAGGGCUUUAAGGGUUUUAGGUGGAUUUAAAUAAGCUUUCUAAGUAAUCACAAAAAAUUACAUUAGAUUUUCUAUAGUCUUUACACUGAAUUUUAGUGGGGAGUAUAUACAGAGUUGCACUACUAUAGUUUAGAAUUAAAAAAAAGAAAAUCUGUUUUAAGGGUGCCUGCUCUGCAAGCUAUUUUUGCUACAUAUUUUUCAAAAUUAAUUUUUAUACAGUCUCUUAUGAGUCAUGUGCCUAUGUUUUAUAUGUAUAUGUUAAAACUACUGGAUAAAUCACUUAUAACUAAAGCUUAUAUCAUCUUAAAAGAACACAGUCAUAUGAUUUAUGGAAAUGUUUCUACUCAGAUGACAUUUAACAUUCCUGAACUAUGCAAAAAUAAAUUUUAGCUUUGAAAUGUACACAGGUGGUAAGCUAAACAAAAAGACAAUAAACCACGUGUAGAUUUGGUAAAAAUAAGAGACAUUAACUGUUUAAUGUUGGUCCACUAAUCUGUAAAUUUGAACCCAUCAAGUAACGAGAAACAACUCAGCUUUGAGCAUUCACACUUGCAUGUGACAAGUCCAAUGCAAAUUUUAGUCUCUUACAGUCCUGGGGCUGGAUAUGAAAAAAACAACAACUGAGAUUUAACUGAUAAUGAUAAAUCUAUCAAAAGCAUUAAGUUCAAUAUAUAAACAAGGUGGAAUAUUUAUAGUACUAUUGGCAUUGGACUGAAUCUAUAAAACGGAUCAUCCUCCCCUCAAAGAAAUUAGCCUUCUGCUAAAAGAAGUCCACCUGGUGUGCGUCAUGGAUCUACUGCAGGGGUCCUCAAUCACAGUCCUUUAGGGCCGCAGUGGCUGCAGGUUUUUGUUCUAACCCGGUUGCUUAAUUAGAAAGCAAUUCUUGCCAAUAAUUUAAUUUCAUGGCUUGUUAGUGUUUUAACUCUGCCAUGUUUAGUCAUUCUCAUAUCCUAGUUUUUCUUCCCCUUUCUAAGGAUAUCAUCCAAAUGAUUUGAAGGCUAAAAUGGAUGAGUAAUUCUCAGUCCUUCACUUUUUUCUCUUCACUUUCCUUCCAAGUAUUUAAUUAAACCCAAUAGUGCAUGAUAAAUACACACAGGUGUAAAUGCUAACAAGCUAAAUGGAGAAAUGUUGGUCUCUUUUGUCAUUUGCAUGUUAUUGCUAAUUAGGAGCAAUUAAAAACCGAGAAUACAGCUGUUUAAGUAUAAAAUAAGCAAUAAGGGUUCAAAAUCUUAACGAGUGAGACAACUAAAAUGAAGCAGAAGUGUUACUUGAGCAAUAAGUUCUCUGUAUUAAGGGCCCUCCAGGACCAUGAUUGAGGACUCCUGAUCUACUGCAUACAGCAUGUGCAAAUUCACAAAACCAAGAUACAUUUUGGAUGUGUUAGUGUUAUCAGGUGAUAUAACAUUGCAAACACUUCAGCGUUAUACUAGGUAAUAAUAAGUUGAACAAUUGUUGUAUUUGAGCCAAUGAAGAUGUGAUUUUUUGGGUGUAUUCAGCUAUGCUUAAUAUUUCUCCCUAUCUUAUUUUGUGGUGAUCAUUUUUUUUAAACGUGUAUUUAGAUUUUUUUAAUUUCCCAUGAAGGUGUGAGGUUUUAUCUCAUUAAGAAAAGCUGUUCACUCUUUUUGUGCUGCACUUUUUGCAUAUAUAUCUCCACUUCCUUUUUGCCCCCAAAUGUUAAUUAUCUUCUAAUUAAUUUUAAAUGUCGUCAUAGUCAGUAGGCAUCCUGAAAUUACUGAUAAAAAUCAUGUAUAACACUUCAAAAUAAGAGUCAGUUAUCCAACUGGAGAAAUGGAGGAUGGAGUAUGUUGAGAUAAAACAAAACUGGGGAACAAGUUUACUGGAAGGAACUGAGGUCACCCUUUGUAACAGACUAUUACUGUUAGUACAAUUAGAAACAUUUUGAAAAGAUAAUAAAUUAAGCACAAGGUUACAAAAAACAUCGUCUAACUCAUUCAAGACUAUGGAAUCCUUUCAGACCCUUUUUAAACUCUUUUUUCAUUUUCUCCGCUUAUUCCCUCUUUCAUCAUAUAAGACUGAAGAAACAUUCUAGAUGUAUUUAGCAUGAAGACACAAAAGAAGCCCUCCCACUUUUAAAUAAGUUCCAAAGAAUUCUUGACAAAUAAAAUGUGCAUAUUUAAUCACUAUUCUUAUGACACUUGUUUUGUUACACUUUUUAUAUGGUGUCUGUUUCUUUGAUGUCCCACUGACACAAUCAUCAGCUGAGCAAAAUUUGAUUGGGCCAAGAUGUAAUACUAUGGAAUCCUUAAGAAGUGAUUAAUUAUUAUAAGGUAGGGGGUAAAUAUCUUAUAAAACAAUAUGGAAAUUCCAUUACUGUUUUUUAUAUUUUAUUGUUUAUAAGAUCACAGUCAGAACAAGCACUAGUUAUGAAUGCAUUUUUUGAGAAAUAUAAUCUAUUUACAUAUUUUUGCCGCUUGUGUUGGUAUUCAAAAACCAAAGAGAAAUUUACAUUCUACAAAUGGAAGUAUUACUUUACUUAUUCUAUUUUUGGUAUUUGUUGAUAUCACAUUUACUGUGUAAGAAAAAAAAAGUUCAAAAUAACUGGAUAAAAAUAUAAAAGGUGAAACAUAAAUAAAAAUUACUUAUUGAACUUGUAUAAAAUGUUUCAUUUUUAUGGGUAUCAUAAAGGUUUGUUUUUUAAAGUCAUAAUCCAGGCUUUAUGAAUUACAUCAUUUUUGUCAUCAGUAGUUUUUUUUAUAAAACUUGCACUACUUGUGUGCAGUUAAACUCCUUAUGGUGUAAAACCUGCAAAGCACGGGAAUUUAAUACACAGUUUUGAAUUCACUGAAACUUUUUGUAAUUCUUUAAAACGAAUAAAGCAAUUUUUUUGAAUUC